Molecule: messenger RNA, 2200 nt
Organism: Betta splendens (Siamese fighting fish)
Lineage: Eukaryota; Metazoa; Chordata; Actinopteri; Anabantiformes; Osphronemidae
Gene: ifngr1
Product: interferon gamma receptor 1
Exons: 7
Coding region: 245-1447 (400 amino acids)
Molecular function (GO): protein binding
Source: RefSeq, a predicted model, not a curated record
GUGACUCGCCCGUGUCGCUUCUAAUCGCUGUCCUCGCGCGGGAGGAUGCGUUGCGACCAGUGAGCGAGUCCGCGGCUGACGCGCGUUUCUGGAGAAGUUCAAGGGAAAUGUGGAAAGUUUAGCCGAGAAAGCGAAACAGUCGACGCGUCUUCAUGAGGAGCCGCUGCGCUUUCAUUCAUUGUGAUCUGGCGUCUCGGUGCUGAGACGGAACCCGGACUGGACCGACGCACGGAAGGCCCGAGCCAUGGUGCCGGACGCGGCCGCGGCCGCGGCUCUGCUGCUGCUCUGCGCUGCUUCAGCCAUUACCGUUCCACCUCCAACAGACGUGACCGUGAGCUGCCAGAACGUGAACACCACAGUGAGCUGGAAGCACGCGGAGGAGACUGAGACCCGGUUCCAGGUCACCCUGAAGGGCGCUGAUCCCAGAACUCUUGUGAUAGAAACCCUGGCUCGUGAGCUGGACCUGACCCGCUUCCUGUGGGACUCCAUGGACAGCUGCAUGGACAACUAUUACGUGGAAGUGACGGCCUUGUGGGACGGGACCCAGUCUGCAGCCGUCAGGUCCAUCUCAUUCAGCUUCAACAGUCUGAAGCCGCCUCGCCUCAUGUGUCUGCUGGACUUCCCUCCUGUGGAACUGACUGUGGGGGAGUCGGGGGCCAUGGUGAGUUUCCAGAACCCGCUGAGGUUCUAUGAAGAGCUGAAGCGGGUCACCAGGCAGGACGUCGGCGCCUCCUUCACAUACAGCGUCGCUACUCAGAGGAAACAGUUUAACGCCUCCUGCUCGAAGGACGAGCUCGUCUGCAGACGCGACGUCGUGUUCUCUGAGGGCGAGGAGCGCUUCGUCACGCUGAGUGGACGGUUCUGCAAACGGGACUGUCUGGGUGAAGUGGUCUUCAGAACAACGGAGCCCAUCUUCCAGAACGACUUGACCAGUUCUGGGUUCGACCGAGACGCCCUCAUCCUCACCGUCAGCUUGGCCUCGAUGCUGGGCGUCUUCCUCUUGGUGGUUGCCGCGGUAACGGUAGCCAUCUGCAAGGUGAGAGGCUGGACCAUGGACAAGACGGACCCACAGACGCCCCGAGUUCUGGUUUUUGCAGACGAGGGGAAGCCCAUGGUUCUCCCCCACUUCCCUCACGGCGGUACCGUGGAACCCGUGCGCGCUCUGAUCCCGGACUGUCCCACGGAGACGGAGGAGUCGAAGGACGACGACCUGGGUCCGUGCUCCAAAGCGUCGAUCUCCUCGGAGGAGGGCUACCAGGACGGGGGCCUGUCGGAGGACAGCAACCAGGGCUCGGGCUCCGGGCCGAGCGGCACCAGCGCCUCCGAGUGGACCGAGUGCGUCUCCGUGAGUUCUGAGGAGGACAAAUGCGCCGGAGGCUACGACCGGCAGCACCGGCUGCUGGACGUGGGGGACGGAGACAUGGUGAUGUCAUACGGCAACCGGUAGAGGACGUCUGGAGACGAUGCGGCGCUCAGGUUACACAAGGACAGGACAGCUGAACGCCCCUCAGGGAGCUGGUGCCUUGCUCAAGAGACACGUUAACGAGCCGCUCAGCAAAACAUUGUCACUUGCAUCAAGUGGUUUUGAAUCAGGAAGAAACUGUUAUUAGUCUGAUGUUGAGUCUUCUUCAAAUCGGGUCUGAAGGUGUUCCUAAUAAAGUGGUCGCCCGCCGGUGAAGCAACUGUUCGGCUGUGGACGCCGAGCGCCUCCCGUCGCAGCGGCGCAGGGUUUCCUUUCAGGUGUGAGCUGCAUCUGGACUCUCCACCUGUGGCGGUGAAUGUCGGAUGCCUCAGUCACACCCAGUCACGCAGCCUCGAACCGGGAACCUGCAGAACCGGCCCAGGAGCAGACCUGCUCCUUGUUUGUAGUGUCAGGUGGUUUUUUUAUUGUGUUUAUCUUGUAUGAAACUAGAUUUUAUACAGUUUCUACUCAGUAAAUUCUGUUUCCAGGCUUUUAACACUUUUUAUCAUCCAGGCCAUAAAUUGUCCGUGAAUGUGAAGUAAUGACUGCGUCUGAACCUGCAUGUCACACGUUCGCGUGAGACAAAGGAAUGUCCAAAAGCUGCUUUGCCAGAUAUUUCCUCUUCUGAUCUGGGGCCAGUUGCUUAAACAGAAAUCGGUUGUGACGACCUGCAAAUAGGCUCAACAUGAAAUCUCAAAGCUGCAUUGAAGUGUUUUUUUAAUAAAGACAAUAACAAUA